Seminavis robusta is the source of this 969-nucleotide messenger RNA. NCBI's taxonomy places the organism in Eukaryota, Bacillariophyta, Bacillariophyceae, Naviculales, Naviculaceae. The record is from the annotation of a GenBank genome assembly.
AUGAAUCGAAUGUACAAAACUUACUGCAAAAUUGAACUCAAGAAAAAUCCAAGAAUGGUGGAGGAUGACCCUCAGGAAGACCUGGAGGAUGACAACAGUCGCUCUGCUGAAAUCACCGACACUCUUUACAGUGCCACAUUCUGUAACCUGCCCCGUGCAGAGUAUUGGCUCAGGGAGACGUCCAGCCAUGAGACACAUUAUCGUGAUCAUGUUUGUACUGUGAUUGCCAAAACUGGAAAUAUUGUAGUCUUGAAAUGGGCACGACAAAAAGGAUUCCCGUGGAAUGGGUGGACAUGCGAAUCGGCUGCUCAAAAUGGACAUUUGGAUAUUUUGAAAUGGGCUCGUGCCAAUGGUUGCCCAUGGGAUCAUUGGACAUGUAAAAACGCUGCUCGAUUUGGGCAUUUGGAAGUUUUGAAGUGGGCUCAUGAAAAUGGUUGUCCAUGGAAGGCGUCAACCUGUGGGGCUGCCGCUCGAAAUGGGCAUUUGGAGGUUCUGAAGUGGGCACGUGCAAAUGGUUGCCCUUGGCAUGCUUUGACAUGUGCCCGAGCUGCCGAAGGUGGACAUUUGGAAAUUCUUCAAUGGUUGCGUGAAAAUGGUUGUCAGUGGAAUGCAUGGACAUGUGCUCGAGCUUCUGGAGGUAGCCAUUUGGAAAUCUUGAAGUGGGCUCAUGCAAAUGGCUGUCGUUGGGAUGUAUCAGUAUGCUGGUGUGCUGCUGCAGAUGGAAAACCUGGAAAUUCUCCAAUGGUGCAUGAAAUGGUUCCAUGGAAUGCAUCAACAUGUGAGAAAGCUGCUCUAGGUGGCCACUUGGAAAUUUUGAAGUGGGCUCGUGCAAAUGGUUGUCAUGGAAGCUCAACAUGUGGCUGCGCUCAAAAUGGCAUUGGAGUUUUGAAGUGGGCUCGUGCAAAUGGUUGCCCUUGGCAUGUUUUGACAUGUGCUCGAGCUGCUGAAGGUGGACAUUUGGAAGUGUAA